UGCAUGAGGCAGGGAGGCGGUGGGUUCGGGAAGCGCGGGUGCUCCGUGGGGCCCUCAGCCUCUCGGCGGGGCCGGCGCUCAGUGCCCGCAGGAGCCAAGCGCGUCCCGCCCCUUCCUCCGCGCCGGGAGCCGCGCUGCGCCAUGCCGAAACACGAAUUCUUUGUGGACAUGACCUGCGAAGGCUGCUCCAAUGCAGUCACCCGUGUCCUGCACAGACUGGGAGGUGUCCAGUUUGAUAUUGACCUGCCCAACAAGAAGGUGUGGAUUGACUCAGAGCACAACGUUGACACUUUAUUGGAAACCCUGAAGAAGACCGGAAAGAAUGCAUCCUACCUGGGGGAGAAGUCUGCGCAGUAGCCAUGCCUGGUGUGAGGAGGCUAGGAACUCAAAAAUUACUUCAGCAAAUAGAUGGCUUAACUAUUUUCAUGACUCCCAACUUGCUCUGUCAUUUGACCUUUGCUGUCCUGUCAGAUGUUGGAAAGCAGAGGGCUGGCAGGAGGACACAGCUGCGUCUUGGGCUUCAAAAGCAGAGAAACCUAGAGGAGGAGGUUGUUAUGUGCUGUUUCUAGUCCCACAGUAAAUCAAGGUGCUGCUUCUAUCUCUCAGUGCAUGUAUGUG
Molecule: messenger RNA, 618 nt
Organism: Cuculus canorus (common cuckoo)
Lineage: Eukaryota; Metazoa; Chordata; Aves; Cuculiformes; Cuculidae
Gene: ATOX1
Product: antioxidant 1 copper chaperone
Exons: 4
Coding region: 4-357 (117 amino acids)
Biological process (GO): copper ion transport
Cellular component (GO): cytosol
Molecular function (GO): metal ion binding; copper chaperone activity
Source: RefSeq, a predicted model, not a curated record